UUGCUAGGUUAUAGAAAGUAAACCUCGAAUUUGCUGGAAAAGUUCCAGCUGAAAGAUGGCUACCAAUGGCCACGCUGAGAUGAAUGGCAGUGGAGAAAAUGGAGAUGGACCCUACGUCCCUCCUGAGGAGAUUAUCAAGCCGAGAACUUGCCUUUCGGGUUUGACUCAAGAAAUGUGGCAGGAAACUCAUUACAGUGCAAUGUAUCGUUUCUUCUGUGAUGAAAAUUGUCGGGUUUUAGUAUCCUACAUUGAUAAGAACAUGGGACUUGUUUGUGAUAACAACGUACCAUCAUCACAGCCCGGACAAGUUUCAUACUUCAUCAAACUUGAAGCGGUAAAGUUGUCGAAAUCCAAUUUUCACAAGUCAGUAACCUAUGGGACUUGCAACAGUGAUUAUAUGCACGCUCUGCUCGGCACCAUGCACUCAAUAUAUGCUCCUGUCUUCUUCAAAAACACCACAUGGCCAGAGAGUGUGAGAAAUGACUUUGCUGCACAACUGCACAAGUUCAUGGCAUGUUUGACAGACACAGCCUACAAGAUGGAAGGGAAGACGGUGCUCUACAUUCCUGAGGAGGACAUCACCUCAUCUUUGGAGAAGUCUGCCAAAAACAAGGAACUGGUCGCAAGAUUGGAAACAUCAGUUAUCCACUGGACUCGUCAGAUUAAGGAGGUUCUAAGUGCACAAGAUGCGUUAGAGAUGAGCGAGAAUAGUGGACCUUUAGAAGAGAUUGCUUUCUGGAGGAGCAGGUGCACUGAUCUGUCUGGUAUUAGUAAACAACUCGACCAAGACGGAGUCCAGAACAUCAAAGAGAUUUUAUCUUUAUCCAAAUCGUCCUACAUCGCACCGUUCUCCAAGCUUGCCAAGCAGAUCCAGGACAACACAGCCCAAGCACAAAGCAACCUGAAGUACCUGUCAGCUCUGAAGGAGCCUUGCGAGGAGCUGGCUCAGUCAGAGCCAGCUGUCAUCCCUCCAAUGUUAUCAAAGAUUCUCAACGUCAUAAGGAUGAUCUGGACAAACUCUGAUCACUAUCGUAGUAGAGAACGACUUACUGCGUUACUUCGGAAGUUCUCUAAUGAGAUUAUCAUGAGGUGCUGCACCAAGAUAUCUCUAGAUGAUAUCUUCACAGGCGAGGUUGAGAAGAGUAUAGAAGGAUUGGACCAGAGUAUUCAGUGUUGUGAAGCUUGGAAGGAUGCUUACAAUGACGCUGCUGCUACACACAACAGGUUCAGCGAGAUCAAGUGGUUGCUCGACCGCAGCAGCAUCUUCGCUCAGAUUGAUGCUUUCGUGCAACGAUGCAAAGAUCUGAAAGAGGUAUGUGAAGGACAAUCUCAGUUCGGUCGGUACUCCCAAGGCAAGAAGAGACCUCUGCCAAUAUUCGCUGGUCUGCGUGGUCCCGAGAUUGCAAGGAGUCUCAGAGAAAUCGAGGACGCCUUCGAGAAAAACUUGAACAUUUUGAGAAAGGUGAAAAGUACGAUUCUUGAUGUGAAGUCUACUGCGUGGCAUGAUGCCUACAACAAGUUCCGAAUGGGAGUUAAAGAUCUAGAAGUAAUGAUGCAGAAUGUAAUCUCCUCAGCGUUUGAGACUGUAACUACAGUCGAGCUUGGUGUUCAAGUCCUUGAUGUCUUCCAACACUUGUCGUCAAGAGAGGCAAUAAGACGGACGAUCGACAAGAAAACAGUGGAUGUGUACCAGAAGUUUAACGAAGAACUGAACCUCGUCAAGAAAGAGUUCAAUACCAAAACUCCAAACCUCACUCCAACACAACCCAAGUUUGCCGGCGCAGCAGCUUGGGCUCGUGCGCUGAAACGCCGGAUUGACCGCCCCAUGGACGUGAUAAACAAAGCGUUUUAUCUACCACGUAUCGGGGCUGGAGAGGAGAUCAGGAAUCAGUAUCAGCAGCUCAGUCAGGCUCUAGAGGAGUUUGUUGGGAAGACGUUCCAGGAAUGGGCUCUUAGCAUCGACAAGGAUUUAGGACACCUAUUAGACGCACCCCUUAUGUCCAGAUGUCAUGACAAGAACACUAUGCUCGAUGUCAACUUCGACAGGACGCUACUAAAGCUGUUCCGUGAGAUAUACUACUGGGAACGCCUCAAGUUUGAGAUCCCCCACUACGCUGCUGAGGUGUACGCCAAGGAGGAGGAUCUCAGAACGCUGAGAGAGAAUGUGUUGUUGGUUGUUAGGGAUUAUAACAGGAUUCUAGCUGCUCUGAAUACCGAGGAGAGGGGUCUCUUUAAGGAGCGUAUCAAGUUCCUAGACAAGAAGAUACACCCAGGUCUAACGAAGUUGACCUGGGCUAGCAAGGGUCCCACCACAGACUACUUCAUGAACGAGUGCAGGGGACAUGCCAGCAAGGUGCAGGCUAUAGUGGACAGUUACAAACACGCUAACAGGUCCAUACAGGCCCUCUGUAAGAAGAUCAGUGAGUCUCUUCUCGUCAGCAUUGAUAGCAAGCGUAUCUACGAGAGUAACGAGUUCGAAGUAGAACAACAGAAACACCGAGCUACAAUGCAGAGUAAGCUUGUUCACCUGCACGAGGAGAUCAUUGCUAUCAUGAAGAACACUUAUGAGGUCUUCAAGAACGACGGAACUGAUGUACAGCUUCACUGGCACCGUUACACCGAGAAGACCGAUAAGAUGGUGGAAGAGGCGUUCAGACUGAAUAUCAAGCGAUCUCUACAAGAGUUAUCACGUGCUAUACAUGGGGACGGUAAAACUGCUCCCAACCCUCUUUUCAAAGUUAAAGUAGUGCUUCACGAGAAAGAUAGGGUUGACUUCAACCCGACAACUAAGAAACUAGCGGACAUGAUGAACGUGUGUGCUAAGGAUCUGACAACGUGUAUCUCAAUUAUUCCUCGUCUUCCCGAGAUACUAUCCAAGAAGAGAGGACACAAGGAAACCAUGAAAUCGAUUGCUAUGCUUUCAAAGCAAGAGCCGAUAUACACCGUGAUCACAGCAGACGACGAGACCAAGAAACUGAAAACACAGAUCCAGCAGUGUAUGGUUACCAACGCAGGACACUUAGUAAGCUAUCUGCACACAUGGGAUAACUGUAGAGAGUUGUGGGAUAUCAACAAGGACGCCUUUAUCCGCAGAUACGAGAGAGCUAAACCUCUUAUGAGCAAGUUUGAUGCUGAUAUCUCCAGGUACUCAGAAGUAGCCAAUAAUAUCCAGAAAGAGGAGACAGUACAGACUAUACAGUUUGUACUGCUUGAUUGUCAACCUCUCAAGUUCGCUUUACUUCAGCACUGUAAUGAGUGGCAGAACAAGUUUACCACACUUCUUAGUGAGAUGGCAACUAAUAAACUGGACGAUCUCACUAUAUUCCUCCAGAACAACUGCACCGACCUGAGCAAGCCUCCAGAGUCACUAGAAGAACUGGGAAACAGUUUAUCUCUGUUAGAGAAGCUGAAGACAGGUCAGGAUGAGAUAGAAGGUCGCUUUCCUCCCUUGUACGAACAGUUUAACAUUCUCAGAAAACAUGAGGUUCAGGUUGAUGAGAAGGUCCAAGAGAAAUUAGACGAGCUAGGAAACGAAUGGCAAACCUUUGCUAACUGUCUCCACGACAGCGACAUCAUGUUGAAGAAACACAAAGACAAGUUCAAGGCUGGACUCCUUCACUCCGCGGAGGAGUACAAGAAGAGUGUGGCUCUGUUACUGGACGAGUUCAAUAGCAAGGGACCCUUCAACAGUGACAAGGAAACUAGCCAGGCUGUUGAGAUCAUUCACACUAUCCGAGCCUCAUCAGGAACUCUUAAAGAACAGGAAGCUACGAUCAGAAAGGGUCUGAACAUUUUCAAGAUAGAUCAGGCGCCCAACAAGGAUGUUGUUGCUCUGGACCUCGCUCUGGAGCAUCUGGAGGCCAUAUGGGAGAUCAACAGUGAGUGGACGGAGCUGUAUAACGGCUGGAAGCUGGGCAAGUUCAAGGACCUCGUCACAGAUGAUAUGGAGCUGGUCGCUCAGAAGAUACUCAAGAGAAUCGUCAAGAUAGCUCGGGAAAUUAAGCCCCCUAACUUACAGGAUAAGAAGUGGGAGGUUGCAGAGAACGUGCGAGGACGAGUGGAGCAGUUUAAACGAACCAUGCCGCUCAUUCAGGACCUGAAGAACCCGGCCCUCCGACCUCGACAUUGGGUACAACUCAAGGCAGAGGUGGGCAAGGAGUUUGAUCACGAGGGAUCUGACUUCACUCUGGAGAAGAUCAUAGAUCUGGGUCUGGAUCAGUAUAGUACGAGUAUUGGAGAUAUAUCAGGAGCUGCUAGUAAGGAGUUGUCCAUUGAGCAGGCUAUCAAGACUAUCAGUUCUACCUGGGAGGCGAUGGAGCUUGAUAUCAGCCCUUAUAAGGAUAGAGGUCACCACCGACUGAAGGCAACUGACGAGUUGUUCCAGAUGCUUGAAGAUAACCAGGUUUCACUGGCCACCAUGAAAGCUUCAAGAUACGUCAAAGCUUUUGAAGUCGAGGUCGACCAGUGGGAGAGAACGUUAUCCCGGAUACUGGAGGUGAUAGAGCUCAUACUAACAGUCCAGAGACAGUGGAUGUAUCUGGAGAAUAUCUUCCUGGGAGAGGAUAUCAGGAAACAGCUGCCUCGUGAAAGUGCAGAGUUUGACGAUGUUAACCACAACUGGAAGACAAUAAUGGAUAGUUUGUCUAAAGAUAGCAACGCCCUUAGGGGAACUCACCAAGCUAACAUGUUGGAACGAUUGAACGACAUGAACAACAAGCUAGAAGAUAUCCAGAAGUCUCUAGAUAUGUAUCUGGAAACAAAACGGCAGAUAUUCCCUAGGUUCUACUUCUUGUCUAACGACGACUUGCUUGAGAUCCUCGGCCAGUCCCGUAACCCAACUGCGGUCCAGCCUCAUCUCAAAAAGUGCUUUGACAACAUUGUACAGCUACAGAUGGAAAAGAUCGGUAUUGACAGUAAGGGAGGUAAGAUGGAAGCAGUGGCGAUGUUCUCAGCAGAUGGUGAGAAAGUUGAGUUCAACACCCAAGUCACACUGGAGGGACCAGUUGAGGCGUGGUUGUGUGAUAUUGAAGACACAAUGAGAGUUACACUGAGACAGCAGCUGAAACUGUGUAGAGUAGCCCUGAAGAAGGCUGGAACCAAGAGAGACAAGUGGACUAAAGAGUGGCCAGGUCAACUUCUCAUAACCACCAGUCAGAUGCAGUGGACACAGGAUUGUACUAAAGCGUUGAGCAUGAUCAAGGACCGUGGUGACAAGAAGAGUUUGAAAAGUAUGAAGAAGAAACAGAUCUCAAUGUUGACCAAGUUCUCAGACGCCAUCAGAGGCAACCUGACUCCCAUACAGCGAGCUAAGAUUGUAGCUCUGGUUACUAUCGAGGUUCACGCUAGGGAUGUUAUCGAUAAGCUGAUUAAGAGUAACUGUAAUGAUGUCAUGGGAUUCGAGUGGCUCAUGCAGCUCAGAUUCUACUGGGAAAAGGAGAUAGACGACUGUACAGUACAGCAGACUAACACCCAGUUCCGGUACGGGUACGAGUACCUGGGUAAUAGUGGCCGUCUGGUUAUCACCCCUCUUACUGACAGGUGUUACAUGACACUCACUACUGCUUUACAUCUUCACAGGGGGGGCUCUCCUAAGGGUCCUGCUGGAACAGGUAAAACUGAGACAGUAAAGGAUCUGGGCAAAGCUCUGGGAGACUAUGUCAUUGUGGUCAACUGUUCUGAGGGUCUAGAUUUCAAGAGUAUGGGUAGAAUGUUCAGUGGCUUAGCUCAGACUGGAGCUUGGGGCUGCUUUGAUGAGUUCAACAGAAUUAACAUUGAAGUGUUGUCUGUGGUGGCUCAGCAGAUCUUGUCUAUACUAUCCGCACUUGCUGCUGGUUAUGCCAGAUUUGUCUUUGAGUGCAGAGAAAUCAAUUUGGUAUGGUCGUGUGGUAUCUUCAUCACAAUGAACCCCGGGUACGCUGGUCGUACGGAGCUUCCUGACAACUUGAAGAGUAUGUUCAGACCAAUCUCCAUGGUGGUACCCGACUCUUGCCUCAUUUCUGAGAUUAUCUUGUUUGGCGAGGGCUUCAACAACACCAAGUUAUUAGCAAAGAAGGUGUUCACACUCUACUCGCUGGCAGUCCAACAGCUAUCCCAACAAGAGCACUACGACUUUGGGCUCCGUGCUCUGGUGUCUGUGUUGAAAUACGCGGGCCGCAAGAAGCGCUUACUGCCGGAGUAUCCCGACGAGGAAAUUCUCUUGCUAGCAAUGAAGGACAUGAACGUUGCUAAACUUACAUCCGAUGACACCCCACUAUUCAACGGAAUAAUUCAAGAUUUGUUCCCUGGUGUCGAAACCCCGAUCCUCAACUACGGUGACCUCCAGACCGCUAUAGAGUCUCAGAUCGUUGCUGAUGGACUGCAGAAAGUGCCGGUUAUCAUUACCAAGAUCAUUCAGUUGUAUGAGACCAAGAACUCUCGGCACUCUGUCAUGAUUGUCGGAGAUACAGGUUCUGGUAAAUCUGUUGUGUGGAAAGUAUUAAAGCAUGCACUGUCCAACAUGUGGAAAGCUGAUGCUAGCCAGCCUAAGAAUGGUGUUAAGGAAUAUCCUAUCAACCCCAAAGCUCUAUCUCUCGGUGAACUUUACGGAGAGUUUGAUCUCAACACCAACGAAUGGACUGACGGUGUCUUAUCAGCUGUGAUGAGGAAGACAUGCUCUGAAGGCACACCAGACGAGAAGUGGAUUCUGUUCGACGGACCUGUUGACACCCUCUGGAUUGAGAGCAUGAACUCUGUCAUGGACGACAACAAGGUUCUGACCCUCAUCAACGGAGAACGUAUUAGUAUGCCUCAACAGGUAUCUUUACUGUUCGAAGUAGGAGACUUGUCUGUAGCGUCCCCUGCCACCGUAUCUCGGUGUGGUAUGGUCUACAUGGAUAGCUCUGAUUUGGGAUGGCAGCCAUAUGUGGACAGUUGGCUUGAAAAACAGAAGGAUCCCACCACUAGAUCUAAUUUGAGGAGAAUGUUCGAGAAGUACAUUGUUCCUGUUCUAGAUUUCCGUAAGAAGAUGUGCACAGAGAUUGUUCCCACGAGCACUCUGAACAGCGUUAAAAACCUUUGUGUUCUGUACGACUGUCUGGCUACUGUCGAGAACGGUGUGAACCCGAAGGACGAAGAGAAUCACCAGAAAAUGGUUGAGUUGUGGUUCUUGUUCAGUAUGAUAUGGUCAGUCUGCUGUACUGUUACUGGAAACAGCAGAAAGAUAAUGGACAACUUCAUCCGAGAGUUGGAAGGACAGUUCCCGAGUAAGGAUACUGUGUACGAGUAUUACAUUGACGUCAAGCAAAAGUUCUGGGUUCUCUGGGAGGACAAACUUCGCAGUGGGUGGAGAUACAACCCUACAGCGCCCUUCUACAAGAUAGUUGUCCCAACAGUUGACACAGUUCGUUACGAGUUCAUCACCCAAGCUCUCAUAUCUGGUGGAGCCCCAGUUAUGCUGGUUGGGCCUGUUGGUACCGGUAAAACUUCCGUCGCUCAAGCUGUGCUAGCCAAGGCCAGCACUAAACAAUACGGAAAACUGGUAGUCAACAUGUCCGCACAGACCACUAGCAACAAUGUUCAGGAUAUCAUUGAGAGUAGGGUUGAGAAGAGGACAAAGGGAGUGUACGUUCCGAUAGGAGGAAAACGACUUUUAGCUGUUCUGGACGACUUCAACAUGCCUGCAAAGGAUGAGUUCUUCUCCCAGCCUCCUCUGGAGCUGCUGAGACAAUGGAUAGAUUACUCCUUCUGGUAUGACAGACAGAAGCAGAUGGCUAAGGAAGUAAGGGACAUGCAGCUGAUAGCAGCUAUGGGUCCACCAGGAGGUGGCAGACAGAGCAUCUCCCCCCGUCUCCUCAGCAGGUUCCACCUCAUCAACAUGGCCUUCCCCAACGAGGCUCAGAUUCAGAGGAUAUUCGGAACCAUGAUAAACCAGAAGUUACAGGACUUUGAGGAGGACGUGAAACCUGUAGGCAACAUGAUCACACAGGCCACAAUAGAGCUGUAUAACACCAUUGUGAGCACCAUGUUACCAACUCCCACCAAAAUACAUUACCUCUUCAACUUGAGAGAUAUCUCAAAGAUAUACCAGGGAUUGUUGAGAGCUCAUAAAGACUACCACGACACCAAACAAAGCAUGAUUAGACUCUGGAUACACGAGUCCUUCAGGGUCUUCUCUGACAGAUUUUUGGAUAUGAACGAUAUGGAGGCUUUCAGAGGUAUACUUGGUGACAAACUUGGAGCUAUCUUCGAUACAUCUUUCAACGCUAUAUGUCCCAACAAGGUCUCACCGAUAUUUGGUGAUUUCUUAAGGGGAGAGCCAGGUGGAAUCUACGAGGACAUUACCGAUAUUAACCAACUUAAACAAUACAUGGAGACCACAUUGGAGGAUUACAACAUGGAACCAGGAGUCAUCGCCAUGGACCUUGUCCUGUUCAGGGAUGCUAUGGAGCAUAUUUGCAGAAUAGUGAGGGUUAUCGGGCAGCCCAGAGGAAACAUGUUGCUUGUGGGAGUAGGUGGCAGCGGACGACAGAGUUUAGCCAAGGUCGCAUCAUACAUAUCUCAGUUCAAAGUGUUCCAGAUCGAAGUGUCUAGACACUACCGAACCCAGGAGUUCAGAGAAGAUCUGAGGAGUUUGUACUGGAUGGCUGGUGUAGAGAAUAGUCCCACUGUCUUCCUCUUUAACGAUACUCAAGUAGUCACGGAGGACUUUAUGGAGGAUAUCAACAACGUGCUCUCUUCCGGCGAGGUUCCCAACUUGUACGCUCCGGAUGAGUUCGACGAGGUGAAAGAGGCACUGCUGGAGGAUGCUAAGAAAGAUGGUAUCUCGGAUAGUACAGAUACAAUGUUUGCUUACUUUAUUGAACGAGUGAGGAAUAACCUCCACGUUGUUCUUUGUAUGAGUCCUGUUGGAGAUCCCUUCAGAAACCGUAUCAGACAGUACCCUGCAUUUGUAAACUGCACAACUAUUGAUUGGUUUACUGAGUGGCCGAAGGACGCUCUCCUCGAGGUCGCAGAACGGUAUCUCGAGAAGAUCGAUCUUGAACCCUCCUUGACGGAGCCGGCCAAAAAAGAAGCUUUGAUGAAGAGUUGUGCAUCGAUGUUCGUCGUGUGCCACCAGAGUGUCGUUGAAAACUCCAAGAAGAUGCUGCUCGAGAUGAAGCGACACAAUUAUGUUACACCGACUAACUACCUCGAACUUGUAACAGGGUAUAUCUCCAUGCUUUCUGACAAGAGGAACGAGCUUGAUAGUGCUGCAAAGAAACUCAGAAAUGGUCUGUUCAAGAUCGACGAUACCCGAGCCAAGGUAGAAAUAAUGAGUGUGGAACUGGAGGAGUCUAAGACAAAAGUACUGCAGUUCCAAAAGGAAUGUGAGGAGUAUUUAGUGGUUAUCGUGCAGCAGAAGCGAGAGGCUGACGAGCAACAGAAAGCUGUUAUCGUCCGUAGUGUUAAGAUAGGUGAGGAAGAGGUGAAGUGUCGUCAAAUUGCUGAUGCUGCUGAAGCAGACUUGGAGGAGGCUCUGCCUUUCUUGGAAGCUGCUGUUCUUGCCUUGAACUCUCUGAACAAGAAGGAUCUCACGGAAAUCAGGAGUUACAACAAGGCCCCUGGUUUGGUGCAGGACGUCAUGGAGGCUGUCAUGGUUCUCCGAGGUUCUGAUCCGUCCUGGCCUGAAGCCAAGAAACAACUUGGUGAUCCUAACUUCAUUCAACAACUUAUCAACUAUGAUAAGGACAACAUGUCUGACAGAAUCCUUAAGAAGAUCGCAUCAUAUGUUAACAAACCAGACUUUGUACCAGACGCAGUCGGCAGGGUCUCUAUUGCUGCUAAGUCACUGUGUAUGUGGGUAAGAGCCAUGGAGGUAUACGGUCGAAUAUACCGUGUAAUUGAACCUAAAAGACGAAAACUUGCGGAGGCUUCGUCUCAGCUGAAGGAGAAACAAGAUUCGCUCCAAGAGGCAAGAGAUAAACUUCAGGAAGUCACCGAACGAAUGGAGAACUUGAAGAAACAGUACGACGAAAAACUGAGGAUGAAAGAAGAGCUGAGGAAGUCUUCAGAGCUCACUCAGUUGCGUCUGGAACGUGCUGGAAAGCUUCUGUCUGGUCUAGCUGGUGAGAAGAUUCGUUGGGAGGAAAGUGCUGGUAUACUUGAAACAAAUCUGGGAUUCCUUGUCGGCGACUGUCUUGUGGCUUCUGCUUUCUGCUCUUACAUGGGACCUUUCCUCUCGGAUUAUCGAGAGAACCUUGUCAACAAGGUCUGGUUACCUGAGGUCAGAAAACUAUUUAUUCCCUGCAACCCUGAGUUCACAGUUUCUAGCUUCUUAGCCAAGGCUACUGACGUUCGUGAUUGGAACAUCAAGGGACUUCCUUCUGACAAUUUCUCAACUGAAAACGGUAUCAUCGUGACAAGAGGGUUGAGGUGGCCCCUCAUGGUUGAUCCUCAAUGUCAGGCUAUAAAGUGGAUUAAAAACAUGGAGAAGGGUAAACUUAAAACGAUUGAUCUGCAGCAGUACGAUUUCUUGAGGACUCUGGAAAAUUCCAUCCAGUUCGGAACACCAGUUCUUCUCCAGAAUGUACAGGAGACUCUGGAUCCUUCCCUUGCACCUAUCCUGGACAAGGCAGUUAUCAAGCAGGGUGGCAGAUUGCUCAUCAAGCUCGGAGAUAAAGAAGUUGAUUAUAACCCAGACUUCAAGUUCUACAUCACAACGAGACUCAGUAAUCCUCACUACACCCCAGAAAUUGCAACUAAGACUACUAUAGUAAACUUUGCCGUUAAGGAAGUUGGUUUAGAAGCUCAGCUUCUUGGUAUAGUGGUAAGAAGAGAGAGGAUCGAUCUUGAAGAACAGAAAGACAGUUUGGUGAGGAAGAUUGCCGCAGAUCAGCGCAAACUUGUGGAGCUUGAAGAUGAGAUUUUGAGACUGCUGAACGCUGCAGAGGGCUCCCUGCUUGAUGAUGAGGUGCUGGUAGAAACACUCCAGACCUCUAAGGUAACAUCACAGGAGAUAUCAGAGCAGCUGGAGGUCUCAGAAGAGACGGAGUACAAGAUUGAUCUGGCUCGUGAGGGUUACCGACCUUGUGCCCAACGUGCCUCUAUUCUGUUCUUCGUGCUGAAUGAUAUGGGUCGCAUAGACCCCAUGUACCAGUUCUCACUGGACGCCUACAACCAGCUGUUCAACCAGUCUAUCGAUAAAUCCACCCACCACAGCAAGCUGGAGGACCGUAUCCUGGCUCUGAACGACUACCACACAUACGCUUUGUUCAAGUUUACUUGCAGAGCUCUGUUUGAGCGUCACAAGCUGCUGUUCUCAUUCCAGACCUGUGCCAAGAUCAUGGAGGCUGCUGGAAAGUUAGACAUGGAAGAGUACACUUACUUCCUGAAGGGUGGAGUUGUCAUGGACAGAGAAACCCAGAUGGACAACCCUUGCAAGUGGCUGGAUGAUGCUUCCUGGGAUAAUAUAACCGAGCUCGAUAAGCUCACUAAUUUCCACGGUAUUGCCAACUCGUUUGAGCAGUACGCCAGGGAUUGGCAUCUGUGGUACACUUCCGCUGCACCUGAAGAUGCAAUGUUGCCCGGAGAAUGGGGCAACUCCUGCAAUGAGCUCCAAAAGAUGCUCAUCGUAAGAUCUUUGAGAAAGGACCGAGUAGCGUUCUGUGCUACAUCCUUCAUCAUCAACAAUCUUGGAGCUAAGUUUGUAGAACCCCCUGUUCUUGACAUGACUUCGGUUGUGGAAGACUCAAGCUGCAAGACUCCUCUGAUCUUUGUUCUCUCAGCUGGUGUUGAUCCUACCAGUGGUUUGGUUCAGCUAGCUGAUGAAGUUGGCAUGAAGAACAGGUUCAGUGCUUUGUCCCUCGGUCAAGGUCAGGCUCCACUAGCCACCAAGUUGAUUAAGGAGGGUGUCAAAGAAGGAAACUGGGUGUAUCUUGCCAAUUGUCAUUUGUCUCUCAGCUGGAUGCCUCAUCUUGACAAACUGGUGGAACAGCUGCAGUCAGAGGAACCCCACCCAGACUUCAGGUUGUGGCUCAGUAGUAACCCAACUAAAGGAUUCCCCAUCUCAAUCCUGCAGGCUGGUCUGAAGAUGACCACUGAACCUCCAAAGGGUCUGAGGGCCAACAUGAAACGUCUUUACGGGUUGGUAUCUGAACGAACCUUUAGCAGAUGCAAGAAGCCUGAGAAGUACAAAAAGUUGCUAUUCACCCUCUGCUUCUUCCACUCUGUACUCAUUGAGAGGAGAAAGUUCCUCCAGCUCGGAUGGAAUAUUCCUUACGAUUUCAACGAUUCUGACUUCGAGGUAUCAGAGAACCUGCUGAACAUGUACCUCGACGAGUACGAAGAGACUCCGUGGGAUGCUCUCAAGUACCUGAUCGCUGGUGUCAACUACGGUGGUCAUGUGACGGAUGAAAUGGACAGACGUCUCCUUCACACUUACAUCAACGACUUCUUCAAUGAGAAUGUGUUGUCUGUUCCGUUCUAUAAACUUAGUACUCUGAACGAUACAUACUACGUGCCCAAGGAUGGACCGUAUCAGCACUACAAGGAUUACAUCUCCCUGUUGCCCGGCGUGGACCACCCAGCUGCAUUUGGGCAGCACCCUAACGCUGACAUCACCUCCCAGAUACGGGAGACUCACAUGUUGUUCGAGACUCUUCUCUCACUCCAACCUCAGGUUUCUAAUAUGAAGGGAGAGAGUACAGAGGACAAGGUCCUUGGUCUCGCUCAGGAUGUUAAGGAGCAUUUACCAGAGCUCAUCGACUACGAGAACACAUUGAGUAUUCUGGCAGAAGAACGCCACACACCUAUGGGAGUUGUCUUGUUGCAGGAAAUUCUCCGUUACAAUCAUCUUGUAACACAAAUAUCUAACUCUCUAGUAGAUCUGGAGAAAGGAAUUAAAGGUCUGGUGGUAAUGUCAGAGGAUCUAGAGGAGAUAUUCAGGUGUAUUAACGAGGCAAGGGUUCCUAAGAUGUGGUCCAAAACUUACCCCUCACAGAAACCCCUGGGAGCUUGGACACGUGAUCUUGUUAAUAGAGUAGAUCAGUUCUUCAAGUGGGCACACACCGGUACAAAACCACUCAUAUUCUGUCUCUCAUACUUCACCUUCCCUACCGGGUUCCUGACGGCAGUUCUGCAGGCUUCUGCUCGUGCUAACAGUAUCUCUGUCGACACUCUCUCUUGGGAGUUCAUCGUUCAGAUAUUGGACGAUGUGAACAUUACCGGACAACCGAAGGACGGUGUCUACAUAAAGGGGAUGUACCUAGAGGGUGCAGGUUGGGACAAGAAGAAUUGUUGUUUGGUAGAGGCUAAUGCUAUGCAGCUGGUUUGCGAGAUGCCAACCAUCCACUUCAAACCUGCUGAACUCAAGAAGAAAACUGGACGUGGUAUCUACGCCUGCCCGUGUUACUACUAUCCUGAUAGAGCGGGGACAGCAGAGCGAGCCUCGUUUGUGGUCAGCGUGGAUCUGAAGAGUGGGUCCACUGGCACUACUCCUGAUCACUGGAUCAAGAGGGGUACUGCGCUACUCUUAUCUCUUGAUAUGUAAGAUAAGAGGGGUACUGCUCUACUCUUAUUUCCUGAUAUGUAAAAAACCAUGUUUAGAUACUUAUAGAGUGGAUAAAACUCUGGAUUAACUGGAGAUUGGAAAUAUUAUUCCAAACUUUUUAAAUAUCGAUUGAUAGUGUGUACACUGUACUGUGUUACUAUUUUUGAGAGCAACCAUAAUUUGGAGCUUUAUUGCAUUGAUUUUAGCAGCAUUGAGUAUUAUUUCGAUAGCUUAAUUUAAUUACAGUAGUAGAAAUCCUAGCAAAAAUUUAGUGUAAAGGAUCUCUUAGCAUGCUUCAGUUGCGCAAGAAUUUAAGUCAAACUGCCCUUUCCCAAAAUUUAAAAGAUCAGUUUUCAUGUAUAUAGCACAUACAUAUUGUUAUGAUAUUAUUAAUGUUUGUAAUAUUUUAUAUAGCUAUAAUUAGCUUUUUUACUCAUAAAAUCAAUUAGUGUAUAGUUAUAUUAUUUUGAGUAAUUUAUUAACUAGAAACAUGUAAAUUGUAAAUAUACUUUAAGCAUGAGGAGUAUAAUGUAAAAUAAAUAAUUCUGGAAACCAUGUGCACAAAUACACUGGCACACCAUUGCACUGUUGUUCUCGUUUUACACUUUUUGUAGACGUGGUCUAAUCAGCGCUGUGGUGGGCCAGGAUAAACGUGAGCUUGGCGUUUCAAGGCUAGCCACGCUUGAUGAACUUACAUUUAAAGGGUCUUUCUAGCGAUUUUAGUUGGUCGAUUUAAGGCAUCGAUGGUACCUAGAUUUCGGUCAAAACUAUAUAUUUAUAGCCUACUAGUGUUUAACUGUAGUUGUGUUUCUCUAUAUUAGUCGUUAUUAUUUUUAGAAAA
Messenger RNA from Bolinopsis microptera, 14345 nucleotides. Its product is annotated as dynein axonemal heavy chain 2-like. The record is from RefSeq and is a predicted model, not a curated record. The transcript is spliced from 51 exons. Gene Ontology annotation, biological process: microtubule-based movement. Gene Ontology annotation, cellular component: dynein complex. Gene Ontology annotation, molecular function: dynein intermediate chain binding; ATP hydrolysis activity; dynein light intermediate chain binding. NCBI's taxonomy places the organism in Eukaryota, Metazoa, Ctenophora, Tentaculata, Lobata, Bolinopsidae. The coding region runs from base 56 to 13504 and encodes 4482 amino acids.